CGAGCAUCUCAUUUAAUUAUAACUGCUUUACUAUUCAAGAAUGUUAAAUAUUAGUACUCGUCAAGUGUCAAGGGGUAUCCCGCGACUUAGCAGAAGGCUUGUUACUUCUAAAGUAGUGACAUUUGAAACUAAAAAUAGCAUACUCGAGAAAUAUAAAAAGCCUGAAGAAAUUGAAUCUCCAAGUCAAUUAGCUGAAGAUUCUAGUUUACCAAUUAUAGAACAAAAUUUAAAGACUAAACCUCGUUUACCUACUCUGAAGAGUCCAUUUUUAUCCGACCAUCUGAUUGAAAAUCCAGAUUAUGAAAUGUCCGCUUGGAAACAAGCCAUAGGUCAACAAUUUAUUAAACUUUUCCAAAUUGAUAUGGAUAAAUCAAGAGCUGGUCCUGUUGCUGGAUCCAUUUAUUUUGGUGAAUGUAAGAGACAAGGAUUAUAUUAUCCAGAUGAACCACUUAGUGAUACUGCCAAGUUUUUCUAUGAGACUUUACAUUUACCUCAAUCAUUUAGUCAACAAUUUCAAAUAAGUGUUUUACAUUAUUGGAUGUUAUCAGUAAGGAUGAGAGCUUUACCUUUUAAAUAUGGUAAGAAUUAUCAACAAAAAUUAGUUGAUAGACUUUUUAAAGAUAUGGAAUUAAGAAUGGCUCAAGAAUUAAAUAUUAGUUCUAAUAGAAUCAUUGAAGGAUAUUUAAAAGAAUAUCAUACUCAAUUAUUAGGAUCUGUAUUAAGUUAUGAUGAAGGUUUAGCAAGUGAUGAUAUUACUUUAGCAUCUGCUUUAUGGAGAAAUUUAUUUAAUGGUAAUCCAAAUGUUGAUAUUAGACAUAUUGAAGCUUUAUUGGUUUAUGUUAGAUCUCAAUUAUACGUGUUAAGUAAAAUGACUGAUAGAGAAUUUGGAUUUGGUAAAUUUAAAUUUGUUCCACCAAAUAAAAAUGUUAAACCAUUAACAAAGAGUCAAGAACAAGAAUUAAUUGAAAAGGCCAAAAAGGAAUUUCAAGAUAAUGAUUUACCAUCACAAAGGAGUGUAUUAUCCUUAGAUGAGUAAAUUACAGACUACUACUGGUUAUACAUAGAAGCAUUAUAUAAAAUUAUUUAUACCUGUAAAUACAUAAAAUGGGAUAAUCCCUUGAUAUAA
Molecule: messenger RNA, 1126 nt
Organism: Scheffersomyces amazonensis
Lineage: Eukaryota; Fungi; Ascomycota; Pichiomycetes; Serinales; Debaryomycetaceae
Exons: 1
Coding region: 41-1036 (331 amino acids)
Biological process (GO): mitochondrial respiratory chain complex III assembly
Cellular component (GO): mitochondrion
Source: RefSeq, a predicted model, not a curated record